This is a messenger RNA of Aphis gossypii (cotton aphid), 2964 nucleotides long. RefSeq names its product homeobox protein Hmx-like. The transcript has 2 exons. The record is from RefSeq and is a predicted model, not a curated record. Gene Ontology annotation, biological process: regulation of DNA-templated transcription. Gene Ontology annotation, molecular function: DNA-binding transcription factor activity, RNA polymerase II-specific; DNA binding. The coding region runs from base 327 to 1856 and encodes 509 amino acids. NCBI's taxonomy places the organism in Eukaryota, Metazoa, Arthropoda, Insecta, Hemiptera, Aphididae.
CCGACGGAUUAAUACUCAGUGGACUCGCCGUCAGUGCGCACCGCCCGCGUUUUACACACACGCGUUCUCGUCUCCGGCUCCGCCGCCGUCACCGCCGUACACGGAUCCGUUUUUUGAAUAUUGUCAUUAUCAAUAUAAUAUUAUAUAGAGUUUCACGUCAGUUCGGUUUCUCGUUUUCGAUUCGGUUAACGUAAUAUUAUCGUCGCGCGACGUCACUGCGUGUUAUCAUACUAUACGUAUCACGAUAAUCGCGGGCAAUCGAUCCGGUGUCUGCAAUACAGGACGGUCGUUUACGGUGCCGAUCGCGUUCGGGAUAUGUGUUGUUGAUGACUCCGGUCGCGGAUAGCAUGAAAUCCAUAGCACUGUUGCGCGCCACCACCACCAACAACAACAACAACAAGAGUUGUUACUACGGCGGUUACCCGACCGACCUGAGCGGUUACGCCGCGGCCGCCAGGUGCCGAUCGCCCCGGAGCCCGGUGGCCGACGACACGGACGACAUAAGCGUCGGCAGGCCGUCGCCGCCCGCGUCGGCCGAGUGUUACGCCCGGUUGCACGACGACGGUGGCGGUCACGGAUCCGACACGUCGUCGUCCGGCGGCGGUUCCGAUUACUUCGAACCGCUGAAGAAGUUGGGCACGGUGCAGAUCGACAAGGUGAGCUACGGCAUUAGCGACCGCAAGAGCUACGCGCCCAAGCGCCGGGCGCACAGGCUGCACCAGCAGCACCAGUCGCUGUUGUCGUCGCCGCCGCCGCCGCAGCCCGCACAGCUGCUCGCGGACGGCUGUCCGGCGGCGUCCGGCCGCGUCGACAUGAUGACCAUGACGACGGCCACGCAGCAGGGCGGCCGGACCAUCGCCGGUUCGUCGGCCGAGGACGCGCAGCCCGCGGCCGGCGUCAAGUCGUUCAGCAUCGCCGACAUACUCAGCCACGAACCGUCUUCGGCGGGCGGCAAACCGACGGCGGCCGAGGAAGCGGCCAAAAUCGUCAGACCGUGGGCCGAGGAGUACCAGCCUCCUUGCAGCUCGUUCGUGCCGCCGCCGCCUCCUCCGCCGCCCGCUCACCGACAGCCCGUCGUGGGCGCCCUGUUCCCGCACUCGCUGUUCAUACAGCACCUGCAGCACCAGCAGCAGCAACACCAUCACCAUCACCAGCAACACCAGCAUCACCACCAGCACCGGCCAAAGUCGGCCGACUACGAGACUUCCACGUGCACCAGCGGCCGGUCCAGCACGGACGGAAGCGAGUGUUGCACCAGUCCGGAAAUAGCGAGUUGCACUCAGUCGAACCCGUCGCUGUCGUCCGCGGCCGCCAACAGGAAACAGCAAGCGGCCGGAAAGAACAAUGACAACUCGUCACCGCUGGACGCUCUGUUCCAGAUGACCAGCAAGACGUUCGAUCAACUGCACGGUGACCCGUCCGGAGCCGAUACCAGUUCCAGUCAUUUGAAUCUGUUCAACUCACGGUCGCAGCCCAAAAAGAAGCGUAAGUCACGUACCGCGUUCACCAACCACCAAAUAUUCGAGUUGGAGAAGCGGUUCCUGUACCAGAAGUACCUAUCGCCGGCCGACAGGGACGAAAUCGCAUCCAGCCUGGGUCUGACAAAUGCGCAGGUCAUCACGUGGUUCCAGAACCGUCGAGCCAAGAUGAAGCGUGACUACGAGGAGCAGAAGAAGGACCGGGAGACGCUAGCCGCGCUAAGCGAGCACAAGAUAUUCUUGGAGACGGCCCAAAACAUGGGAAUACUCAAAAAGAAACCACAACCGUCGUCAGCAGUGUCAGCAUCGUGCAGUUCACCCACCGAUCACCUGUUGCAGCAACAGCAACAGCAGCAGCCGGUCAAGUACGACGAAUAAGCGACUCUUCUGCAAUUAUUGCGAGUGUACUACACAUUAUGAGUUGUCACCAGAAAAAAACUGUACCUGGUACACAUAAUACGUGUUUAGUUUGUAUUAAUUUUAUAACUAUUAUGUAUUAUUGAUUUUAAAAAAUAGUUACGUUCCUCGUAGAUUUUCCUAUUUUUCUGAAAAAUAAACAAUCUUAAUAAAUACGACGUGGUACAUCCCGAAGACGUAUAAUUAAAUCCACCGAGUCUUCCGAUGACAACUCCUAUCACAAGGGCUCAUCAAUCAUAGAGUGGUCGACAAUGAUAUCGAGAUCUCAUUUCUAAUUUUUUUCUUUAUUUUUACAAAUCGUAGUAGAGCUGGUAUACCGUAUACGAUAUCGGUGUGAGAAAUAUAACGUUCCACGUACCAAUGUAGUAUAUCUUACUGUUUAGUAUUCAUAUCCGGUCGGGAACGAAAAUCAAACAAUUUAAAAUAGCAUAUAUUUCGACCGUUGUGUAUACAAAGGGUAUAUAAUGACGACGAAGGGGAUGAGGUGGAGAUGAUGAUAGUGCUGCAAUACUAAUCCGAAACUAUCGGACAAAAAGUUUAAUUGACUCGUGCGUCCUAGUCUUUCUCACUAUAUAUUUUAUAUACGGCUAUAAUAAUAUUAUUAUCAUUAUGCAUAAAUACUACAUGAAAUGUAAAUUAAUAAUCUAAAUAGACUUGUUUUAUAGAAAAAAUUUUAAUGAUAAUAAUAUUUAUAUUAGUAUAUGUACAGUUACAUGAUAAUAAUAAUAAUGUCGUGGGGAAUUGAUAUAAUAUAAUAUGUAUCGUUUCGCGUUAAAAUUAUUUAUAGGAGUAGUUAUAUUAUAGUGUUCGUCGUUUUUAAGAGAUUGUUGUUAUUACAAUUAUCAUUAUAUUAUUCAUUAUUAUUAUUAUUAUGUGUGUAGUUACUAUAGUUAUAUUAUAUUUAUUAUAUGCCUAUUACCUAAGUUGUGAAUGACCAUAUUAUUAUAUUAAUGUUCGAUAAAACCAAAUUAGAUGUAAGGAACUAGAUCAAUUGAUAUAUACAUUAUUAUACAUUAUUAUCCUUAUUAAAAAAAAAUUAAAUUAAUUUUUUUUGUACAAACGCGUUGGU